Molecule: messenger RNA, 675 nt
Organism: Monosiga brevicollis MX1
Lineage: Eukaryota; Choanoflagellata; Craspedida; Salpingoecidae
Exons: 1
Coding region: 47-580 (177 amino acids)
Source: RefSeq, a predicted model, not a curated record
GGAUCGCGUUGUUCCCUCAACCUCAACCUCGACCUCGACCUUGACCAUGGCAGCACUGCCCCCUACAUUGUGCUCGGCGCGCAGCAUUGCUCACACCAUUGCCGAUUCGCAACAUGUGUUGGGUGCCAGCCCCGUGCACAGCUGGGCCGACAAGACACGCAGCGGCCACGCCUUUCGUCUCAGCCCUGCUCAAGCCUGCCAGCCAGGCUCGACCGACCUCACUGAUCACACACGCCGCGGCACGCGCUUCCGCCCCACCCCAACGACCUUGAACAUGGAUUUGAUGCAUAUGGGCAUGGACAUGGACGAUGACCUGGGCAUGGACAUUGGCUCGGAGGCGCUAGCCUUGACCUCUUCGCAAGACUCGAUCUCUUCUGCCACCUCUUCAACCACCAACUCUCCACACGCACCGCGCCUGUCGCGCCACUAUACCAUCCAAUCCACCGUGGCCGAGGCACAGGCGUAUGGCUACGAGGUGGCUGAAGCCUCCUUGGCUCGCCCCUAUACCCGUGGCCUGGCCUACGCGCUGACCGACUCGCCUGCCCGCCACCUCCGCUCGGCCCAUCUCCACCGCGCUUGAGCCUAUUGCCUUUUGCCGAGGGCCCCAAUCCAGGUGGAUGGAGGUGGCCACCCAACACCAUUUAUUUUGCCACAAGGCUGUCGCACGCAUCAUUU